AUGAAUACCACCUCACCGAAAUCGUCCCUAGCGAAGCUGGGUCUUCACCCGAAAGCGAAACCAUUCCGAGUGAUGGUGCUUGGCCAGAGUGGCGUCGGGAAAACAGCGAUGGUUGUGCGGUUCAUCACCAAGCGCUUCAUUGGCGAGUACGAUCCAAACCUGGAGAAGGUCUACACAUUCAACACCCUGAUCGACAACGAGUUCGUCCUGUUCGAAAUACUAGACGCGGCCGGACAACCGAACGAAGCGGACUGCCUGACGCUCGAGGCAAACAUUCGCUGGGCCGAAGCGUUCAUCCUGAUGUACUCGGUGGCGGACAAGUGCAGCUUCGACGAGUGCAACCGGCUGAAGUUCCUCAUCAACUACAACAAACGGCGCCGCCGGCUCGGGUCCUACAACAAGGACCCGCUGCUGGACGUACCGGUCAUACUGGUGGGCAACAAGAUCGACCAGACGGGCGACCGGAUGGUCAGCACCGAGGAGGGCCAGCGACGGGCGAAGGAGAUCGCGUGCGCCUGCUUCCACGAGGUGUCGGUGCGCGAGAGCAUCGAACAGGUGAACGGCGUGUUCCGGGACGCGUGCCGCUUCUGGCGCGUGCUGUCCCGCUACCCGAAGCUGAAGCGAUCCACCAGCGACGUCCACGACCUGCACUCGGAGGUCGAGCUCAUCCUCAGCCCGGACAGCGUCCAUCCGUUCUGCAACUGUGAUCUCAGCCACGAGAAGCGCCAAUCCAUCGUCAUACUCGGACGCCCGUGGACGGAGGAGGAACCGGACGAGACGGACGAGUCGGAGUCAAGCUGCUGUUCGUCGCAAAAGUCCGACAUCGAGGAACCAUUCCGUGGACGGGCGUCCACCGACGGAACGCUGCUUUCCCGACCGCGCCGAUGGCGCUUCGCCCCGCCCGGCUCCCUCAUGCCGCACGUUGGUCGCGUCGAGCGUCGCAUGAGUAUUUCGAUGCGGGGCAGCAACGCCAGCUACUAGAGGGCACGGGCCGUCGGGGCCAACCAUGAUUCAUGUGUGUUGUGACGAAGUGGGGGACACCAAAAGCACCUCCCGCGCUCUC
Molecule: messenger RNA, 1063 nt
Organism: Anopheles coustani
Lineage: Eukaryota; Metazoa; Arthropoda; Insecta; Diptera; Culicidae
Product: ras-related and estrogen-regulated growth inhibitor
Exons: 5
Coding region: 1-981 (326 amino acids)
Molecular function (GO): GTP binding; GTPase activity
Source: RefSeq, a predicted model, not a curated record